AUGCCGCAAAAAAGAAAAGCUUCAACUGUCGCUUCAGCAAAGAUUGCUGAGGAUGCCGCUACUAAUGGUAGCGGCUCAAGAAAGCGCAAGUCCGAUGCUUCCAUAAAAGGAAAUAAUAGCAACGGAGAUAACCACGAGCAAGAACAACAACAAACCCCUCCUAAUAACGAUGAAAGUUUUAUUGAGGACUCGACGUCAAAUAAUGUUGAAAAUGUCGUUGACUCGGAAGCCCCUCCGGAUAAGCGUAGAAAGAAGGAUGAAGAUGAAGAAGAAACAGUCGAGUCCCAUCAAAACGGAGCAAAUGGUAAUUCUAAUGGGUGCACCAACCCUGAUACUGCGGUAACGGAUCUCAAACGCGAUGACAUGUCAUUCGUUCUUACCUCUCAGCAGAGUCAGGAUCAAAUGUUGAUUGAUGACUUUACCAAACAAUCUGAUGACGUACCUGUCUCUUCCUCUCAAAACGAAACGACGGAUCCUCAUGCUGAUGAACACGUGACAAGCAGUGGCAAUGAACCUCAUGAAAACAAUGAACAUUUAUCAUCACAAAUGUCCUUUGAAGAAGAAAAGAGAAAAGAGCUUGAAGAUAAGAUGCCAGAAAGUGUCUACGAAAAAGGACAUAUCGUUUUCCUUUACAGGCCGAAGACAGGAGUCGAGCAUCCAGAGAGCGUUGAUGAAGUACAGAGAUUAUAUGUCAUUCUCAUACCACAUUUUGUUCGUCCUUCAUUAAAGGAUGAGCCAAUUUCAAGCUAUGCUUAUCUAAAUUCCCACGAUAGCAAAAAACAACAAGCGGAUGAAGAUAAAUCAAAACUCGGUAAAAUCAGGUCAAUUAUUAUCGGCAAGAAACAGCUUCCUGAAAUCAGCAAACAUGAUCGGUUUUGGGCUUUUGUUGACAAAGUAUUUGAUAACUCGGAUGAUGUUAAAGAAUUUGUUAAUGGUCAGGAAUACUCGUCCGGACAAAAAUCAUGUAGAUUGUUGGGACGCGGAGUCUAUUAUAUGGUUGAACACAAAGGGCAAACACAUUUGGCAUAUGUACUUGAAUUUCCAGAAGAACCAACUAACGUUCAAAAAGAUUUCAAAAUUGUUAAAGAAGGUUCUUACGUAAUAUCCGUUAAGAAUCCUGAAGUAGAGAAUCCUCCUCAGGUUGGUCUUCCCGACUACGAACAGGUUAAAUUUCCCGCUCAUCUAGAGAAACAAUUCCAAGGAAGACGUUUUAUGAGCUUGCCUUCAACCGAAUUCUUGGAUUAUAGAGGUUGUGAAUUUUUACUAAUUGGUGCUAGUAAUGAUAUUGUUGGAGAACUAGGUGAAGAGGUUGGCAAAAAGCUUGAAGAUUUGGCUGAGUUUGAGAUAAAAUCGAUCGAACCAUUUGCAGAAAAGGAUAUCUUUGAUGAACUUCGCCUAGAGCAUGGAACUAUUCCUACAGAACCUGCUUUCCACGAAUUCUUUCAAUGUUACCAUAGUAUUGAAUUAGUAAGACAGAAGUUUGAUGUAAUUGUUCUCUAUAGUAUUGCUAACUUGAACCCAAAAUAG
This is a messenger RNA of Acaulospora morrowiae, 1527 nucleotides long. NCBI's taxonomy places the organism in Eukaryota, Fungi, Glomeromycota, Glomeromycetes, Diversisporales, Acaulosporaceae. The record is from the annotation of a GenBank genome assembly.